Amoebophrya sp. A120 is the source of this 2754-nucleotide messenger RNA. The record is from the annotation of a GenBank genome assembly. Lineage: Eukaryota; Dinophyceae; Syndiniales; Amoebophryaceae.
AGAAAACCACGAAAAGAAAAAUAAAGAGCGAUGAAUCAACCUGACUUCACAUGAGCUCACGUUCUUCGUCACUUGAUAUUACUGUUGUUGUUUCCCUUCAUAAUGUCCACACGCACACUGUAAUUUGGAAAAUAAAGUUACCGCACCCCGAUCGCAGCAUAAGAUACGGGGACGUAGUAUCAAAAGUAGUGGGCCAUUUCUGUAAUACCCUACAUCUCUCCCUAUUUCGCAGCCCAGGUCGUUGGUUGCGCACGAUACCCCACGGGCCCAACCAGCAUACACGCAGGAGAUUUAUCUGAGCGCUCACUUGUGGCAGACAGCAGCUUCCUGGUAAGUACCUUGCGCAGCAGCCACAGCCGAGGAGAAGUAGGAGGGGCAAGGAUGAGGCUGUUCCGGUGUCUUGCUCUUGUCUUUCCGCAGAGCGGGUGCGCGAUGGACCGGGCGACGGACCGUUUCCAACCGAAACGGGCCGUUCUGCCGCCGAGAGGGCAGAGUUCUGCAGGAUUGGUAUUUGCUCAGGAUCAGCUGCACCCUCCUGCUGGAGCAGGAACACGUCAGGGAUCUUCUGCGGACGCUGCCCCCGGAGGGAUCUCCUGCUCAAACUCAGGAAUCUCACAACCAUUUGCGGCCGCCGGAAGCCGAGGACGAAGAUCAGCCAACGCUGCCGCUGGUAAUUCGGCGCGGUAUAAUCACCCGCGUGACGUGGAGGAGUGUCAGUUCGUUCCCGCACCGCAUACUUCGCAACCGCAUCGUUGGGCGGAUGGUGGUUGGGCCGUCGACUGUGGAUCGAACGGGGGUAACUGCUACUUCAACUCGUGGCACGAGGCCUUGCGGAUGUUGCACUUUACAGGCGGUAUGCUCUAGAUUUUUGUUUUUGUUUGGUAAGCUAAGUAAAAGCAAGGGUCUGCUACUUCUUCCCUUCAUCUCGUUCCGCUUGGACGAUCAGACACUCACUUGAUGGGUUUUGGCACUCAUGGUCACGAACAAAAAGCAAUGCUGCUGCAGCUUUCGAAAAAUGAUUAUGAUACUUCUGUAGGUACGUGAUUUCUGAGCCUGACCAGCACCAGAUUCUACAAUCAAAAACAAUAAAGACUUGGCACUGGGUGGAGCGAAUGGAAGACCCGAAAGCCUGCCUCGUGACGGGAGAAGCAUGCAUCAAGGUCUGGUCGACUGGCUCCGAGAUCGGGACAGCUACAAUUUGCGACGAAAGAACGAAGACGAGAUGCGACUGUACGACGUUUUCUCGGAUUAUCUUAUCGGCAUUAUUGAGGGCACCGGAAUGUUAUCGACGUGAACGUGAAAUAGGCUGAUUGUCGCUCCAAGUCCUAUUGAUUUAUUUUCUUGUGUAAUUCCUGAGUACUGAGUAGCGUCUCCCUGUCGCUGUCGAUUUAGAAACGACAGUUCCAGGUUCUUUUUUGUACGGCUGAUAGAGCAGUUUGCUCGUUUAACGUAAAAGCCCGUGUCCGUGACUGUCGCUCUCAUGGACCAACGAAAGCGACGGGCGGUUUUGCGGACGAGGAGUAAGAGAUACUCAUAGUUUCGUUCCCACUGCAUAGGGGGAUUUGCGGCUUCCGGAUCUUCCCAGCAGCAAGACCACUGGUGUGGCCCGGUCAACGAAAUUCCAGGCGGAUUGCUCGUACGGCCCGGCGCGCGGGUCUGUGGCCGUUUCCAGAAGCAUUUCAGAACCUGUGCAAAUGGACGCCGACAGCAAACCGUACGCGGGCAAGCCAAGAGCUGAGGGGGUUCUUGCGCGGACCGCCGUUUCGAAGGAACAAGGAAUGGUGCUACCAAGUGGAAGUACCCCUGGUAGCCAGACGCUCGGAAGCGACUUUUGCUGCUGUGGUCCGGGAGGGUCACCCAUUGCCGAGGACAACUCGCCGGAGAUCAAUUUGUUCGGACACAAGCAUCGCACAGGCGCUGCCGGUGUUUCAUCGUCCAGCCGAUCGCGAUCUUCCAGUUCUUUACCAGAAAGUGGAGCAAGGAUCGCCGGUUUCGGCGGUGCUGCCAGUGUAGCGCUUAUUCCGGGUGAAGGUGCCGCGACGGACGAGGAGGACGAGGGCGACCCGCUGACGCCGGAGGACAAACUUUUGGUGCAGCGAUUUCUGGAAAAGUUCCAGGAUCCCGGGAGCGCGUCUAUGGGAUCAGACCAGGGCCACGUCUUCCGCAACAACGCCGCCGUAGAGCAGGCGCUGGCGACCUGGUGGCAAGUGCAGCUGGUUCACGUGGGGAGCGGCGGACAGGUCAAGGCCGAACACGAACCGCUGUGGCUGCAUAGCGCCACGAGUCAACCGCUCCCAACGGUCAAAAUUUACGACUUGGGAAAGCACGCGCAAGCGGCCAUUCCACCGAAGCUGGAACCUAGUCGAGGUUUGUCUUGACCUUCCUGUCUUGGCGUGAGGAUGUUGACUACCGAAAUUCGCGGUGGCGAUUUGAAAUUCAAUAUCCUGGACUUGAUGUGCUUCUCCGGCCCCUGCGAGCUGGAUAUUUCAAAGAUGAUCGAUACUAAAAAAACAUGUACGAUUUUCACUUCGUAAACUCGUCUGACUGCAGCGUGAUUGGUGCUGAAAUACGAGUAUUACUUCCAGCCGCCACCAUAAGGGCUCCAGCAGAGAAGGAAUGGGCUAUUGGUUUUUUGGGUGGCCUCUUUCUGGUAUAUGACUUUUGAAAGCCGAACGAUGGAUGACAUAGAACCGAGAUAGAAGCUUCGUUUUUCCGAGCCGUGGCUGCACUGUGAAGUAAUCUACUUGUGUGAAG